AUGGUGAAUGCUAGCGUGACGGGGAAUGGGAAUGCUAGCGUGACGGGGAAUGGGAAUGCUAGCGUGACGGGGAAUGGGAAUGCUAGCGUGACGGGGAAUGGGAAUGCUAGCGUGACGGGGAAUGGGAAUGCUAGCGUGACGGGGAAUGGGAAUGCUAGCGUGACGGGGAAUGUGAAUGCUAGCGUGACGGGGAAUGGGAAUGCUAGCGUGACGGGGAAUGUGAAUGCUAGCGUGACGGGGAAUGGGAAUGCUAGCGUGACGGGGAAUGGGAAUGCUAGCGUGACGGGGAAUGGGAAUGCUAGCGUGACGGGGAAUGGGAAUGCUAGCGUGACGGGGAAUGGGAAUGCUAGCGUGACGGGGAAUGGGAAUGCUAGCGUGACGGGGAAUGGGAAUGCUAGCGUGACGGGGAAUGGGAAUGCUAGCGUGACGGGGAAUGGGAAUGCUAGCGUGACGGGGAAUGUGAAUGCUAGCGUGACGGGGAAUGGGAAUGCUAGCGUGACGGGGAAUGGGAAUGCUAGCGUGACGGGGAAUGGGAAUGCUAGCGUGACGGGGAAUGUGAAUGCUAGCGUGACGGGGAAUGGGAAUGCUAGCGUGACGGGGAAUGGGAAUGCUAGCGUGACGGGGAAUGGGAAUGCUAGCGUGACGGGGAAUGGGAAUGCUAGCGUGACGGGGAAUGGGAAUGCUAGCGUGACGGGGAAUGGGAAUGCUAGCGUGACGGGGAAUGGGAAUGCUAGCGUGACGGGGAAUGGGAAUGCUAGCGUGACGGGGAAUGGGAAUGCUAGCGUGACGGGGAAUGUGAAUGCUAGCGUGACGGGGAAUGGGAAUGCUAGCGUGACGGGGAAUGGGAAUGCUAGCGUGACGGGGAAUGGGAAUGCUAGCGUGACGGGGAAUGGGAAUGCUAGCGUGACGGGGAAUGGGAAUGCUAGCGUGACGGGGAAUGGGAAUGCUAGCGUGACGGGGAAUGGGAAUGCUAGCGUGACGGGGAAUGGGAAUGCUAGCGUGACGGGGAAUGGGAAUGCUAGCGUGACGGGGAAUGGGAAUGCUAGCGUGACGGGGAAUGGGAAUGCUAGCGUGACGGGGAAUGGGAAUGCUAGCGUGACGGGGAAUGGGAAUGCUAGCCGUGACGGGGAAAUCGUGACGGGGAAUGGGAAUGCUAGCGUGACGGGGAAUGGGAAUGCUAGCGUGACGGGGAAUGGGAAUGCUAGCGUGACGGGGAAUGGGAAUGCUAGCGUGACGGGGAAUGGGAAUGCUAGCGUGACGGGGAAUGGGAAUGCUAGCGUGACGGGGAAUGGGAAUGCUAGCGUGACGGGGAAUGGGAAUGCUAGCGUGACGGGGAAUGGGAAUGCUAGCGUGACUGGGAAUGGGAAUGCUAGCGUGACGGGGAAUGGGAAUGCUAGCGUGACGGGGAAUGGGAAUGCUAGCGUGACGGGGAAUGGGAAUGCUAGCGUGACGGGGAAUGGGAAUGCUAGCGUGACGGGGAAUGGGAAUGCUAGCGUGACGGGGAAUGUGAAUGCUAGCGUGACGGGGAAUGGGAAUGCUAGCGUGACGGGGAAUGGGAAUGCUAGCGUGACGGGGAAUGGGAAUGCUAGCGUGACGGGGAAUGUGAUGCUAGCCGUGACGGGGAAUGGGAAUGCUAGCGUGACGGGGAAUGGGAAUGCUAGCGUGACGGGGAAUGGGAAUGCUAGCGUGACGGGGAAUGGGAAUGCUAGCGUGACGGGGAAUGUGAAUGCUAGCGUGACGGGGAAUGGGAAUGCUAGCGUGACGGGGAAUGUGAAUGCUAGCGUGACGGGGAAUGGGAAUGCUAGCGUGACGGGGAAUGGGAAUGCUAGCGUGACGGGGAAUGGGAAUGCUAGCGUGACGGGGAAUGGGAAUGCUAGCCGUGACGGGGAAUGGAAUGCUAGCGUGACGGGGAAUGUGAAUGCUAGCGUGACGGGGAAUGGGAAUGCUAGCGUGACGGGGAAUGGGAAUGCUAGCGUGACGGGGAAUGGGAAUGCUAGCGUGACGGGGAAUGGGAAUGCUAGCGUGACGGGGAAUGGGAAUGCUAGCGUGACGGGGAAUGGGAAUGCUAGCGUGACGGGGAAUGGGAAUGCUAGCGUGACGGGGAAUGGGAAUGCUAGCGUGACGGGGAAUGGGAAUGCUAGCGUGACGGGGAAUGGGAAUGCUAGCGUGACGGGGAAUGGGAAUGCUAGCGUGACGGGGAAUGGGAAUGCUAGCGUGACGGGGAAUGGGAAUGCUAGCGUGACGGGGAAUGGGAAUGCUAGCGUGACGGGGAAUGGGAAUGCUAGCGUGACGGGGAAUCGUGACGGGGAAUGGAAUGCUAGCGUGACGGGGAAUGGGAAUGCUAGCGUGACGGGGAAUGGGAAUGCUAGCGUGACGGGGAAUGGGAAUGCUAGCGUGACGGGAAUCGUGACGGGGAAUGGGAAUGCUAGCGUGACGGGGAAUGGGAAUGCUAGCGUGACGGGGAAUGGGAAUGCUAGCGUGACGGGGAAUGGGAAUGCUAGCGUGACGGGGAAUGUGAAUGCUAGCGUGACGGGGAAUGGGAAUGCUAGCGUGACGGGGAAUGGGAAUGCUAGCGUGACGGGGAAUGUGAAUGCUAGCGUGACGGGGAAUGGGAAUGCUAGCGUGACGGGGAAUGUGAAUGCUAGCGUGACGGGGAAUGGGAAUGCUAGCGUGACGGGGAAUGGGAAUGCUAGCGUGACGGGGAAUGGGAAUGCUAGCGUGACGGGGAAUGUGAAUGCUAGCGUGACGGGGAAUGGGAAUGCUAGCGUGACGGGGAAUGGGAAUGCUAGCGUGACGGGGAAUGUGAAUGCUAGCGUGACGGGGAAUGGGAAUGCUAGCGUGACGGGGAAUGGGAAUGCUAGCGUGACGGGGAAUGGGAAUGCUAGCGUGACGGGGAAUGGGAAUGCUAGCGUGACGGGGAAUGGGAAUGCUAGCGUGACGGGGAAUGGGAAUGCUAGCGUGACGGGGAAUGUGAAUGCUAGCGUGACGGGGAAUGGGAAUGCUAGCGUGACGGGGAAUGGGAAUGCUAGCGUGACGGGGAAUGGGAAUGCUAGCGUGACGGGGAAUGGGAAUGCUAGCGUGACGGGGAAUGGGAAUGCUAGCGUGACGGGGAAUGGGAAUGCUAGCGUGACGGGGAAUGGGAAUGCUAGCGUGACGGGGAAUGGGAAUGCUAGCGUGACGGGGAAUGGGAAUGCUAGCGUGACGGGGAAUGGGAAUGCUAGCGUGACGGGGAAUGGGAAUGCUAGCGUGACGGGGAAUGGGAAUGCUAGCGUGACGGGGAAUGGGAAUGCUAGCGUGACGGGGAAUGGGAAUGCUAGCGUGACGGGGAAUGGGAAUGCUAGCGUGACGGGGAAUGGGAAUGCUAGCGUGACGGGGAAUGGGAAUGCUAGCGUGACGGGGAAUGGGAAUGCUAGCGUGACGGGGAAUGGGAAUGCUAGCGUGACGGGGAAUGGGAAUGCUAGCGUGACGGGGAAUGUGAAUGCUAGCGUGACGGGGAAUGGGAAUGCUAGCGUGACGGGGAAUGGGAAUGCUAGCGUGACGGGGAAUGGGAAUGCUAGCGUGACGGGGAAUGGGAAUGCUAGCGUGACGGGGAAUGGGAAUGCUAGCGUGACGGGGAAUGGGAAUGCUAGCGUGACGGGGAAUGGGAAUGCUAGCGUGACGGGGAAUGGGAAUGCUAGCGUGACGGGGAAUGGGAAUGCUAGCGUGACGGGGAAUGGGAAUGCUAGCGUGACGGGGAAUGUGAAUGCUAGCGUGACGGGGAAUGGGAAUGCUAGCGUGACGGGGAAUGGGAAUGCUAGCGUGACGGGGAAUGGGAAUGCUAGCGUGACGGGGAAUGGGAAUGCUAGCGUGACGGGGAAUGGGAAUGCUAGCGUGACGGGGAAUGGGAAUGCUAGCGUGACGGGGAAUGUGAAUGCUAGCGUGACGGGGAAUGGGAAUGCUAGCGUGACGGGGAAUGUGAAUGCUAGCGUGACGGGGAAUGGGAAUGCUAGCGUGACGGGGAAUGGGAAUGCUAGCGUGACGGGGAAUGGGAAUGCUAGCGUGACGGGGAAUGGGAAUGCUAGCGUGACGGGGAAUGGGAAUGCUAGCGUGACGGGGAAUGGGAAUGCUAGCGUGACGGGGAAUGGGAAUGCUAGCGUGACGGGGAAUGGGAAUGCUAGCGUGACGGGGAAUGGGAAUGCUAGCGUGACGGGGAAUGGGAAUGCUAGCCGUGACGGGGAAUGGAAUGCUAGCGUGACGGGGAAUGGGAAUGCUAGCGUGACGGGGAAUGGGAAUGCUAGCGUGACGGGGAAUGGGAAUGCUAGCGUGACGGGGAAUGGGAAUGCUAGCGUGACGGGGAAUGGGAAUGCUAGCGUGACGGGGAAUGGGAAUGCUAGCGUGACGGGGAAUGGGAAUGCUAGCGUGACGGGGAAUGGGAAUGCUAGCGUGACGGGGAAUGGGAAUGCUAGCGUGACGGGGAAUGGGAAUGCUAGCGUGACGGGGAAUGGGAAUGCUAGCGUGACGGGGAAUGGGAAUGCUAGCGUGACGGGGAAUGGGAAUGCUAGCGUGACGGGGAAUGUGAAUGCUAGCGUGACGGGGAAUGGGAAUGCUAGCCGUGACGGGGAAUGGAAUGCUAGCGUGACGGGGAAUGGGAAUGCUAGCGUGACGGGGAAUGGGAAUGCUAGCGUGACGGGGAAUGGGAAUGCUAGCGUGACGGGGAAUGGGAAUGCUAGCGUGACGGGGAAUGGGAAUGCUAGCGUGACGGGGAAUGGGAAUGCUAGCGUGACGGGGAAUGGGAAUGCUAGCGUGACGGGGAAUGGGAAUGCUAGCGUGACGGGGAAUGGGAAUGCUAGCGUGACGGGGAAUGUGAAUGCUAGCGUGACGGGGAAUGGGAAUGCUAGCGUGACGGGGAAUGGGAAUGCUAGCGUGACGGGGAAUGGGAAUGCUAGCGUGACGGGGAAUGGGAAUGCUAGCGUGACGGGGAAUGGGAAUGCUAGCGUGACGGGGAAUGGGAAUGCUAGCGUGACGGGGAAUGGGAAUGCUAGCGUGACGGGGAAUGGGAAUGCUAGCGUGACGGGGAAUGGGAAUGCUAGCGUGACGGGGAAUGGGAAUGCUAGCGUGACGGGGAAUGGGAAUGCUAGCGUGACGGGGAAUGGGAAUGCUAGCGUGACGGGGAAUGGGAAUGCUAGCGUGACGGGGAAUGGGAAUGCUAGCGUGACGGGGAAUGGGAAUGCUAGCGUGACGGGGAAUGGGAAUGCUAGCGUGACGGGGAAUGGGAAUGCUAGCGUGACGGGGAAUGGGAAUGCUAGCGUGACGGGGAAUGGGAAUGCUAGCGUGACGGGGAAUGGGAAUGCUAGCGUGACGGGGAAUGGGAAUGCUAGCGUGACGGGGAAUGGGAAUGCUAGCGUGACGGGGAAUGGGAAUGCUAGCGUGACGGGGAAUGGGAAUGCUAGCGUGACGGGGAAUGGGAAUGCUAGCGUGACGGGGAAUGGGAAUGCUAGCGUGACGGGGAAUGGGAAUGCUAGCGUGACGGGGAAUGGGAAUGCUAGCGUGACGGGGAAUGGGAAUGCUAGCGUGACGGGGAAUGGGAAUGCUAGCGUGACGGGGAAUGGGAAUGCUAGCGUGACGGGGAAUGGGAAUGCUAGCGUGACGGGGAAUGGGAAUGCUAGCCGUGACGGGAAUGGGAAUGCUAGCGUGACGGGGAAUGUGAAUGCUAGCGUGACGGGGAAUGGGAAUGCUAGCGUGACGGGGAAUGGGAAUGCUAGCGUGACGGGGAAUGGGAAUGCUAGCGUGACGGGGAAUGGGAAUGCUAGCGUGACGGGGAAUGGGAAUGCUAGCGUGACGGGGAAUGGGAAUGCUAGCGUGACGGGGAAUGGAAUGCUAGCCGUGACGGGGAAUGGGAAUGCUAGCGUGACGGGGAAUGGGAAUGCUAGCGUGACGGGGAAUGGGAAUGCUAGCGUGACGGGGAAUGGGAAUGCUAGCGUGACGGGGAAUGGGAAUGCUAGCGUGACGGGGAAUGGGAAUGCUAGCGUGACGGGGAAUGGGAAUGCUAGCGUGACGGGGAAUGGGAAUGCUAGCGUGACGGGGAAUGGGAAUGCUAGCGUGACGGGGAAUGGGAAUGCUAGCGUGACGGGGAAUGGGAAUGCUAGCGUGACGGGGAAUGGGAAUGCUAGCGUGACGGGGAAUGGGAAUGCUAGCGUGACGGGGAAUGGGAAUGCUAGCCGUGACGGGGAAUGGGAUGCUAGCGUGACGGGGAAUGGGAAUGCUAGCGUGACGGGGAAUGGGAAUGCUAGCGUGACGGGGAAUGGGAAUGCUAGCGUGACGGGGAAUGUGAAUGCUAGCGUGACGGGGAAUGGGAAUGCUAGCGUGACGGGGAAUGGGAAUGCUAGCGUGACGGGGAAUGGGAAUGCUAGCGUGACGGGGAAUGGGAAUGCUAGCGUGACGGGGAAUGGGAAUGCUAGCGUGACGGGGAAUGGGAAUGCUAGCGUGACGGGGAAUGUGAAUGCUAGCGUGACGGGGAAUGGGAAUGCUAGCGUGACGGGGAAUGGGAAUGCUAGCGUGACGGGGAAUGUGAAUGCUAGCGUGACGGGGAAUGGGAAUGCUAGCGUGACGGGGAAUGGGAAUGCUAGCGUGACGGGGAAUGGGAAUGCUAGCGUGACGGGGAAUGGGAAUGCUAGCGUGACGGGGAAUGGGAAUGCUAGCGUGACGGGGAAUGGGAAUGCUAGCGUGACGGGGAAUGGGAAUGCUAGCGUGACGGGGAAUGGGAAUGCUAGCGUGACGGGGAAUGGGAAUGCUAGCGUGACGGGGAAUGGGAAUGCUAGCGUGACGGGGAAUGGGAAUGCUAGCGUGACGGGGAAUCGUGACGGGGAAUGGAAUGCUAGCGUGACGGGGAAUGUGAAUGCUAGCGUGACGGGGAAUGGGAAUGCUAGCGUGACGGGGAAUGGGAAUGCUAGCGUGACGGGGAAUGGGAAUGCUAGCGUGACGGGGAAUGUGAAUGCUAGCGUGACGGGGAAUGGGAAUGCUAGCGUGACGGGGAAUGGGAAUGCUAGCGUGACGGGGAAUGGGAAUGCUAGCGUGACGGGGAAUGUGAAUGCUAGCGUGACGGGGAAUGGGAAUGCUAGCGUGACGGGGAAUGGGAAUGCUAGCGUGACGGGGAAUGGGAAUGCUAGCGUGACGGGGAAUGGGAAUGCUAGCGUGACGGGGAAUGGGAAUGCUAGCGUGACGGGGAAUGGGAAUGCUAGCGUGACGGGGAAUGGGAAUGCUAGCGUGACGGGGAAUGGGAAUGCUAGCGUGACGGGGAAUGGGAAUGCUAGCGUGACGGGGAAUGGGAAUGCUAGCGUGACGGGGAAUGGGAAUGCUAGCGUGACGGGGAAUGGGAAUGCUAGCGUGACGGGGAAUGGGAAUGCUAGCGUGACGGGGAAUGGGAAUGCUAGCGUGACGGGGAAUGGGAAUGCUAGCGUGACGGGGAAUGGGAAUGCUAGCGUGACGGGGAAUGUGAAUGCUAGCGUGACGGGGAAUGGGAAUGCUAGCGUGACGGGGAAUGGGAAUGCUAGCGUGACGGGGAAUGUGAAUGCUAGCGUGACGGGGAAUGGGAAUGCUAGCGUGACGGGGAAUGUGAAUGCUAGCGUGACGGGGAAUGGGAAUGCUAGCGUGACGGGGAAUGGGAAUGCUAGCGUGACGGGGAAUGGGAAUGCUAGCGUGACGGGGAAUGGGAAUGCUAGCGUGACGGGGAAUGGGAAUGCUAGCGUGACGGGGAAUGGGAAUGCUAGCGUGACGGGGAAUGGGAAUGCUAGCGUGACGGGGAAUGGGAAUGCUAGCGUGACGGGGAAUGGGAAUGCUAGCGUGACGGGGAAUGGGAAUGCUAGCGUGACGGGGAAUGGGAAUGCUAGCGUGACGGGGAAUCGUGACGGGGAAUGGAAUGCCGGGGAAUGUGACUGCCUAGGCGUGAAGGGGAAUGGGAAUGCUAGCGUGACGGGGAAUGGGAAUGCUAGCGUGACGGGGAAUGGGAAUGCUAGCGUGACGGGGAAUGGGAAUGCUAGCGUGACGGGGAAUGGGAAUGCUAGCGUGACGGGGAAUGGGAAUGCUAGCGUGACGGGGAAUGGGAAUGCUAGCGUGACGGGGAAUGGGAAUGCUAGCGUGACGGGGAAUGGGAAUGCUAGCGUGACGGGGAAUGGGAAUGCUAGCGUGACGGGGAAUGGGAAUGCUAGCGUGACGGGGAAUGGGAAUGCUAGCGUGACGGGGAAUGGGAAUGCUAGCGUGACGGGGAAUGGGAAUGCUAGCGUGACGGGGAAUGUGAAUGCUAGCGUGACGGGGAAUGGGAAUGCUAGCGUGACGGGGAAUGGGAAUGCUAGCCGUGACGGGAAUGGGAAUGCUAGCGUGACGGGGAAUGGGAAUGCUAGCGUGACGGGGAAUGGGAAUGCUAGCGUGACGGGGAAUGUGAAUGCUAGCGUGACGGGGAAUGGGAAUGCUAGCGUGACGGGGAAUGUGAAUGCUAGCGUGACGGGGAAUGGGAAUGCUAGCGUGACGGGGAAUGGGAAUGCCCGUGACGGGAAUGGGAAUGCUAGCGUGACGGGGAAUGUGAAUGCUAGCGUGACGGGGAAUGGGAAUGCUAGCGUGACGGGGAAUGGGAAUGCUAGCGUGACGGGGAAUGGGAAUGCUAGCGUGACGGGGAAUGGGAAUGCUAGCGUGACGGGGGAAGUGAAUGCUAGCGUGACGGGGAAUGGGAAUGCUAGCGUGACGGGGAAUGUGAAUGCUAGCGUGACGGGGAAUGGGAAUGCUAGCGUGACGGGGAAUGGGAAUGCUAGCGUGACGGGGAAUGGGAAUGCUAGCGUGACGGGGAAUGGGAAUGCUAGCCGUGACGGGAAUGUGAAUGCUAGCGUGACGGGGAAUGGGAAUGCUAGCGUGACGGGGAAUGGGAAUGCUAGCGUGACGGGGAAUGGGAAUGCUAGCGUGACGGGGAAUGGGAAUGCUAGCGUGACGGGGAAUGGGAAUGCUAGCGUGACGGGGAAUGGGAAUGCUAGCGUGACGGGGAAUGGGAAUGCUAGCGUGACGGGGAAUGGGAAUGCUAGCGUGACGGGGAAUGGGAAUGCUAGCGUGACGGGGAAUGGGAAUGCUAGCGUGACGGGGAAUGGGAAUGCUAGCGUGACGGGGAAUGGGAAUGCUAGCGUGACGGGGAAUGGGAAUGCUAGCGUGACGGGGAAUGGGAAUGCUAGCGUGACGGGGAAUGGGAAUGCUAGCGUGACGGGGAAUGGGAAUGCUAGCGUGACGGGGAAUGGGAAUGCUAGCGUGACGGGGAAUGGGAAUGCUAGCGUGACGGGGAAUGGGAAUGCUAGCGUGACGGGGAAUGUGAAUGCUAGCGUGACGGGGAAUGGGAAUGCUAGCGUGACGGGGAAUGGGAAUGCUAGCGUGACGGGGAAUGGGAAUGCUAGCGUGACGGGGAAUGGAAUGCUAGCCGUGACGGGGAAUGGGAAUGCUAGCGUGACGGGGAAUGUGAAUGCUAGCGUGACGGGGAAUGGGAAUGCUAGCGUGACGGGGAAUGUGAAUGCUAGCGUGACGGGGAAUGGGAAUGCUAGCGUGACGGGGAAUGGGAAUGCUAGCGUGACGGGGAAUGUGAAUGCUAGCGUGACGGGGAAUGGGAAUGCUAGCGUGACGGGGAAUGUGAAUGCUAGCGUGACGGGGAAUGGGAAUGCUAGCGUGACGGGGAAUGGGAAUGCUAGCGUGACGGGGAAUGGGAAUGCUAGCGUGACGGGGAAUGGGAAUGCUAGCGUGACGGGGAAUGUGAAUGCUAGCGUGACGGGGAAUGGGAAUGCUAGCGUGACGGGGAAUGGGAAUGCUAGCGUGACGGGGAAUGGGAAUGCUAGCGUGACGGGGAAUGGGAAUGCUAGCGUGACGGGGAAUGGGAAUGCUAGCGUGACGGGGAAUGGGAAUGCUAGCGUGACGGGGAAUGUGAAUGCUAGCGUGACGGGGAAUGGGAAUGCUAGCGUGACGGGGAAUGUGAAUGCUAGCGUGACGGGGAAUGGGAAUGCUAGCGUGACGGGGAAUGGGAAUGCUAGCGUGACGGGGAAUGGGAAUGCUAGCGUGACGGGGAAUGGGAAUGCUAGCGUGACGGGGAAUGUGAAUGCUAGCGUGACGGGGAAUGGGAAUGCUAGCGUGACGGGGAAUGGGAAUGCUAGCGUGACGGGGAAUGUGAAUGCUAGCGUGACGGGGAAUGGGAAUGCUAGCGUGACGGGGAAUGUGAAUGCUAGCGUGACGGGGAAUGGGAAUGCUAGCGUGACGGGGAAUCGUGACGGGAAUGGGAAUGCUAGCGUGACGGGGAAUGUGAAUGCUAGCGUGACGGGGAAUGGGAAUGCUAGCGUGACGGGGAAUGGGAAUGCUAGCGUGACGGGGAAUGUGAAUGCUAGCGUGACGGGGAAUGGGAAUGCUAGCGUGACGGGGAAUGUGAAUGCUAGCGUGACGGGGAAUGGGAAUGCUAGCGUGACGGGGAAUGGGAAUGCUAGCGUGACGGGGAAUGUGAAUGCUAGCGUGACGGGGAAUGGGAAUGCUAGCGUGACGGGGAAUGGGAAUGCUAGCGUGACGGGGAAUGGGAAUGCUAGCGUGACGGGGAAUGGGAAUGCUAGCGUGACGGGGAAUGGGAAUGCUAGCGUGACGGGGAAUGGGAAUGCUAGCGUGACGGGGAAUGUGAAUGCUAGCGUGACGGGGAAUGGGAAUGCUAGCGUGACGGGAAUCGUGACGGGGAAUGGGAAUGCUAGCGUGACGGGGAAUGGGAAUGCUAGCGUGACGGGGAAUGGGAAUGCUAGCGUGACGGGGAAUGGGAAUGCUAGCGUGACGGGGAAUGGGAAUGCUAGCGUGACGGGGAAUGGGAAUGCUAGCGUGACGGGGAAUGGGAAUGCUAGCGUGACGGGGAAUGGGAAUGCUAGCGUGACGGGGAAUGGGAAUGCUAGCGUGACGGGGAAUGGGAAUGCUAGCGUGACGGGGAAUGUGAAUGCUAGCGUGACGGGGAAUGGGAAUGCUAGCGUGACGGGGAAUGGGAAUGCUAGCGUGACGGGGAAUGGGAAUGCUAGCGUGACGGGGAAUGGGAAUGCUAGCGUGACGGGGAAUGGGAAUGCUAGCGUGACGGGGAAUGGGAAUGCUAGCGUGACGGGGAAUGUGAAUGCUAGCGUGACGGGGAAUGGGAAUGCUAGCGUGACGGGGAAUGGGAAUGCUAGCGUGACGGGGAAUGUGAAUGCUAGCGUGACGGGGAAUGGGAAUGCUAGCGUGACGGGGAAUGGGAAUGCUAGCGUGACGGGGAAUGGGAAUGCUAGCGUGACGGGGAAUGGGAAUGCUAGCGUGACGGGGAAUGGGAAUGCUAGCGUGACGGGGAAUGGGAAUGCUAGCGUGACGGGGAAUGUGAAUGCUAGCGUGACGGGGAAUGGGAAUGCUAGCGUGACGGGGAAUGUGAAUGCUAGCGUGACGGGGAAUGGGAAUGCUAGCGUGACGGGGAAUGUGAAUGCUAGCGUGACGGGGAAUGUGAAUGCUAGCGUGACGGGGAAUGGGAAUGCUAGCGUGACGGGGAAUGGGAAUGCUAGCCGUGACGGGGGAAUGGGAAUGCUAGCCGUGACGGGGAAUGGGAAUGCUAGCGUGACGGGGAAUGGGAAUGCUAGCGUGACGGGGAAUGGGAAUGCUAGCGUGACGGGGAAUGUGAAUGCUAGCGUGACGGGGAAUGGGAAUGCUAGCGUGACGGGGAAUGGGAAUGCUAGCGUGACGGGGAAUGGGAAUGCUAGCGUGACGGGGAAUGUGAAUGCUAGCGUGACGGGGAAUGGGAAUGCUAGCGUGACGGGGAAUGUGAAUGCUAGCGUGACGGGGAAUGGGAAUGCUAGCGUGACGGGGAAUGUGAAUGCUAGCGUGACGGGGAAUGGGAAUGCUAGCGUGACGGGGAAUGGGAAUGCUAGCGUGACGGGGAAUGUGAAUGCUAGCGUGACGGGGAAUGGGAAUGCUAGCGUGACGGGGAAUGGGAAUGCUAGCGUGACGGGGAAUGGGAAUGCUAGCGUGACGGGGAAUGGGAAUGCUAGCGUGACGGGGAAUGGGAAUGCUAGCGUGACGGGGAAUGGGAAUGCUAGCGUGACGGGGAAUGGGAAUGCUAGCGUGACGGGGAAUGGGAAUGCUAGCGUGACGGGGAAUGGGAAUGCUAGCGUGACGGGGAAUGGGAAUGCUAGCGUGACGGGGAAUGGGAAUGCUAGCGUGACGGGGAAUCGUGACGGGGAUGGGAAUGCUAGCGUGACGGGGAAUGGGAAUGCUAGCGUGACGGGGAAUGGGAAUGCUAGCGUGACGGGGAAUGGGAAUGCUAGCGUGACGGGGAAUGGGAAUGCUAGCGUGACGGGGAAUGGGAAUGCUAGCGUGACGGGGAAUGGGAAUGCUAGCGUGACGGGGAAUGGGAAUGCUAGCGUGACGGGGAAUGGGAAUGCUAGCGUGACGGGGAAUGUGAAUGCUAGCGUGACGGGGAAUGGGAAUGCUAGCGUGACGGGGAAUGGGAAUGCUAGCGUGACGGGGAAUGGGAAUGCUAGCGUGACGGGGAAUGGGAAUGCUAGCGUGACGGGGAUGGGAAUGCUAGCCGUGACGGGGAAUGGGAAUGCUAGCGUGACGGGGAAUGGGAAUGCUAGCGUGACGGGGAAUGGGAAUGCUAGCGUGACGGGGAAUGGGAAUGCUAGCGUGACGGGGAAUGGGAAUGCUAGCGUGACGGGGAAUGGGAAUGCUAGCGUGACGGGGAAUGGGAAUGCUAGCGUGACGGGGAAUGUGAAUGCUAGCGUGACGGGGAAUGGGAAUGCUAGCGUGACGGGGAAUGGGAAUGCUAGCGUGACGGGGAAUGGGAAUGCUAGCGUGACGGGGAAUGUGAAUGCUAGCGUGACGGGGAAUGGGAAUGCUAGCGUGACGGGGAAUCGUGACGGGGAAUGGAAUGCUAGCGUGACGGGGAAUGGGAAUGCUAGCGUGACGGGGAAUGGGAAUGCUAGCGUGACGGGGAAUGGGAAUGCUAGCGUGACGGGGAAUGGGAAUGCUAGCGUGACGGGGAAUGGGAAUGCUAGCGUGACGGGGAAUGGGAAUGCUAGCGUGACGGGGAAUGGGAAUGCUAGCGUGACGGGGAAUGGGAAUGCUAGCGUGACGGGGAAUGGGAAUGCUAGCGUGACGGGGAAUGUGAAUGCUAGCGUGACGGGGAAUGUGAAUGCUAGCGUGACGGGGAAUGGGAAUGCUAGCGUGACGGGGAAUGGGAAUGCUAGCGUGACGGGGAAUGGGAAUGCUAGCGUGACGGGGAAUGUGAAUGCUAGCGUGACGGGGAAUGGGAAUGCUAGCGGACGGGGAAUGGGAAUGCUAGCCGUGACGGGGAAUGUGAAUGCUAGCGUGACGGGGAAUGGGAAUGCUAGCGUGACGGGGAAUGGGAAUGCUAGCGUGACGGGGAAUGGGAAUGCUAGCGUGACGGGGAAUGGGAAUGCUAGCGUGACGGGGAAUGGGAAUGCUAGCGUGACGGGGAAUGGGAAUGCUAGCGUGACGGGGAAUGGGAAUGCUAGCGUGACGGGGAAUGGGAAUGCUAGCGUGACGGGGAAUGUGAAUGCUAGCGUGACGGGGAAUGGGAAUGCUAGCGUGACGGGGAAUGGGAAUGCUAGCGUGACGGGGAAUGGGAAUGCUAGCGUGACGGGGAAUGGGAAUGCUAGCGUGACGGGGAAUGGGAAUGCUAGCGUGACGGGGAAUGGGAAUGCUAGCGUGACGGGGAAUGGGAAUGCUAGCGUGACGGGGAAUGUGAAUGCUAGCGUGACGGGGAAUGGGAAUGCUAGCGUGACGGGGAAUGGGAAUGCUAGCGUGACGGGGAAUGGGAAUGCUAGCGUGACGGGGAAUGGGAAUGCUAGCGUGACGGGGAAUGUGAAUGCUAGCGUGACGGGGAAUGGGAAUGCUAGCGUGACGGGGAAUGGGAAUGCUAGCGUGACGGGGAAUGGGAAUGCUAGCGUGACGGGGAAUGGGAAUGCUAGCGUGACGGGGAAUGUGAAUGCUAGCGUGACGGGGAAUGGGAAUGCUAGCGUGACGGGGAAUGGGAAUGCUAGCGUGACGUGGAAUGGGAAUGCUAGCGUGACGGGGAAUGGGAAUGCUAGCCGUGACGGGGAAUGGAAUGCUAGCGUGACGGGGAAUGGGAAUGCUAGCGUGACGGGGAAUGGGAAUGCUAGCGUGACGGGGAAUGGGAAUGCUAGCGUGACGGGGAAUGGGAAUGCUAGCGUGACGGGGAAUGGGAAUGCUAGCGUGACGGGGAAUGGGAAUGCUAGCGUGACGGGGAAUGUGAAUGCUAGCGUGACGGGGAAUGGGAAUGCUAGCGUGACGGGGAAUGGGAAUGCUAGCGUGACGAAUGGGAAUGCUAGCGUGACGGGGAAUGGGAAUGCUAGCGUGACGGGGAAUGGGAAUGCUAGCGUGACGGGGAAUGGGAAUGCUAGCGUGACGGGGAAUGGGAAUGCUAGCGUGACGGGGAAUGGGAAUGCUAGCGUGACGGGGAAUGGGAAUGCUAGCGUGACGGGGAAUGGGAAUGCUAGCGUGACGGGGAAUGGGAAUGCUAGCGUGACGGGGAAUGGGAAUGCUAGCGUGACGGGGAAUGUGAAUGCUAGCGUGACGGGGAAUGGGAAUGCUAGCGUGACGGGGAAUGUGAAUGCUAGCGUGACGGGGAAUGGGAAUGCUAGCGUGACGGGGAAUGUGAAUGCUAGCGUGACGGGGAAUGGGAAUGCUAGCGUGACGGGGAAUGGGAAUGCUAGCGUGACGGGGAAUGUGAAUGCUAGCGUGACGGGGAAUGGGAAUGCUAGCGUGACGGGGAAUGUGAAUGCUAGCGUGACGGGGAAUGGGAAUGCUAGCGUGACGGGGAAUGGGAAUGCUAGCGUGACGGGGAAUGGGAAUGCUAGCGUGACGGGGAAUGGGAAUGCUAGCGUGACGGGGAAUGGGAAUGCUAGCGUGACGGGGAAUGUGAAUGCUAGCGUGACGGGGAAUGGGAAUGCUAGCGUGACGGGGAAUGUGAAUGCUAGCGUGACGGGGAAUGUGAAUGCUAGCGUGACGGGGAAUGGGAAUGCUAGCGUGACGGGGAAUGGGAAUGCUAGCGUGACGGGGAAUGGGAAUGCUAGCGUGACGGGGAAUGUGAAUGCUAGCGUGACGGGGAAUGGGAAUGCUAGCGUGACGGGGAAUGUGAAUGCUAGCGUGACGGGGAAUGUGAAUGCUAGCGUGACGGGGAAUGGGAAUGCUAGCGUGACGGGGAAUGGGAAUGCUAGCGUGACGGGGAAUCGUGACGGGGAAUGGAAUGCUAGCGUGACGGGGAAUGUGAAUGCUAGCGUGACGGGGAAUGGGAAUGCUAGCGUGACGGGGAAUGGGAAUGCUAGCGUGACGGGGAAUGGGAAUGCUAGCGUGACGGGGAAUGGGAAUGCUAGCGUGACGGGGAAUGGGAAUGCUAGCGUGACGGGGAAUGGGAAUGCUAGCGUGACGGGGAAUGGGAAUGCUAGCGUGACGGGGAAUGGGAAUGCUAGCGUGACGGGGAAUGGGAAUGCUAGCGUGACGGGGAAUGUGAAUGCUAGCGUGACGGGGAAUGGGAAUGCUAGCGUGACGGGGAAUGGGAAUGCUAGCGUGACGGGGAAUGGGAAUGCUAGCGUGACGGGGAAUGGGAAUGCUAGCGUGACGGGGAAUGUUAAUGCUAGCGUGACGGGGAAUGGGAAUGCUAGCGUGACGGGGAAUGGGAAUGCUAGCGUGACGGGGAAUGGGAAUGCUAGCGUGACGGGGAAUGGGAAUGCUAGCGUGACGGGGAAUGGGAAUGCUAGCGUGACGGGGAAUGUGAAUGCUAGCGUGACGGGGAAUGGGAAUGCUAGCGUGACGGGGAAUGGGAAUGCUAGCGUGACGGGGAAUGGGAAUGCUAGCGUGACGGGGAAUGGGAAUGCUAGCGUGACGGGGAAUGUGAAUGCUAGCGUGACGGGGAAUGGGAAUGCUAGCGUGACGGGGAAUGGGAAUGCUAGCGUGACGGGGAAUGGGAAUGCUAGCGUGACGGGGAAUGGGAAUGCUAGCGUGACGGGGAAUGGGAAUGCUAGCGUGACGGGGAAUGGGAAUGCUAGCGUGACGGGGAAUGUGAAUGCUAGCGUGACGGGGAAUGGGAAUGCUAGCGUGACGGGGAAUGUGAAUGCUAGCGUGACGGGGAAUGUGAAUGCUAGCGUGACGGGGAAUGGGAAUGCUAGCGUGACGGGGAAUGGGAAUGCUAGCGUGACGGGGAAUGUGAAUGCUAGCGUGACGGGGAAUGGGAAUGCUAGCGUGACGGGGAAUGUGAAUGCUAGCGUGACGGGGAAUGUGAAUGCUAGCGUGACGGGGAAUGGGAAUGCUAGCGUGACGGGGAAUGUGAAUGCUAGCGUGACGGGGAAUGGGAAUGCUAGCGUGACGGGGAAUGUGAAUGCUAGCGUGACGGGGAAUGUGAAUGCUAGCGUGACGGGGAAUGGGAAUGCUAGCGUGACGGGGAAUGUGAAUGCUAGCGUGACGGGGAAUGGGAAUGCUAGCGUGACGGGGAAUGGGAAUGCUAGCGUGACGGGGAAUGGGAAUGCUAGCGUGACGGGGAAUGGGAAUGCUAGCGUGACGGGGAAUGUGAAUGCUAGCGUGACGGGGAAUGGGAAUGCUAGCGUGACGGGGAAUGUGAAUGCUAGCGUGACGGGGAAUGGGAAUGCUAGCCGUGACGGGAAUGGGAAUGCUAGCGUGACGGGGAAUGUGAAUGCUAGCGUGACGGGGAAUGUGAAUGCUAGCGUGACGGGGAAUGUGAAUGCUAGCGUGACGGGGAAUGGGAAUGCUAGCGUGACGGGGAAUGGGAAUGCUAGCGUGACGGGGAAUGGGAAUGCUAGCGUGACGGGGAAUGGGAAUGCUAGCGUGACGGGGAAUGUGAAUGCUAGCGUGACGGGGAAUGGGAAUGCUAGCGUGACGGGGAAUGUGAAUGCUAGCGUGACGGGGAAUGGGAAUGCUAGCGUGACGGGGAAUGGGAAUGCUAGCGUGACGGGGAAUGGGAAUGCUAGCGUGACGGGGAAUGGGAAUGCUAGCGUGACGGGGAAUGGGAAUGCUAGCGUGACGGGGAAUGGGAAUGCUAGCGUGACGGGGAAUGGGAAUGCUAGCGUGACGGGGAAUGGGAAUGCUAGCGUGACGGGGAAUGUGAAUGCUAGCGUGACGGGGAAUGGGAAUGCUAGCGUGACGGGGAAUGUGAAUGCUAGCGUGACGGGGAAUGGGAAUGCUAGCGUGACGGGGAAUGGGAAUGCUAGCCGUGACGGGGAAUGGAAUGCUAGCGUGACGGGGAAUGGGAAUGCUAGCGUGACGGGGAAUGGGAAUGCUAGCGUGACGGGGAAUGGGAAUGCUAGCGUGACGGGGAAUGGGAAUGCUAGCGUGACGGGGAAUGGGAAUGCUAGCGUGACGGGGAAUGUGAAUGCUAGCGUGACGGGGAAUGGGAAUGCUAGCGUGACGGGGAAUGGGAAUGCUAGCGUGACGGGGAAUGGGAAUGCUAGCGUGACGGGGAAUGGGUAUGCUAGCGUGACGGGGAAUGUGAAUGCUAGCGUGACGGGGAAUGGGAAUGCUAGCGUGACGGGGAAUGGGAAUGCUAGCGUGACGGGGAAUGGGAAUGCUAGCGUGACGGGGAAUGGGAAUGCUAGCGUGACGGGGAAUGGGAAUGCUAGCGUGACGGGGAAUGGGAAUGCUAGCGUGAUGGGGAAUGUGAAUGCUAGCGUGACGGGGAAUGGGAAUGCUAGCGUGACGGGGAAUGGGAAUGCUAGCGUGACGGGGAAUGGGAAUGCUAGCGUGACGGGGAAUGGGAAUGCUAGCGUGACGGGGAAUGGGAAUGCUAGCGUGACGGGGAAUGGGAAUGCUAGCGUGACGGGGAAUGUGAAUGCUAGCGUGACGGGGAAUGGGAAUGCUAGCGUGACGGGGAAUGGGAAUGCUAGCGUGACGGGGAAUGGGAAUGCUAGCGUGACGGGGAAUGGGAAUGCUAGCGUGACGGGGAAUGGGAAUGCUAGCGUGACGGGGAAUGGGAAUGCUAGCGUGACGGGGAAUGUGAAUGCUAGCGUGACGGGGAAUGGGAAUGCUAGCGUGACGGGGAAUGGGAAUGCUAGCGUGACGGGGAAUGGGAAUGCUAGCGUGACGGGGAAUGGGAAUGCUAGCGUGACGGGGAAUGGGAAUGCUAGCGUGACGGGGAAUGGGAAUGCUAGCGUGCCGGGGAAUGUGAAUGCUAGCGUGACGGGGAAUGGGAAUGCUAGCGUGACGGGGAAUGGGAAUGCUAGCGUGACGGGGAAUGGGAAUGCUAGCGUGACGGGGAAUGGGAAUGCUAGCGUGACGGGGAAUGUGAAUGCUAGCGUGACGGGGAAUGGGAAUGCUAGCGUGACGGGGAAUGGGAAUGCUAGCGUGACGGGGAAUGGGAAUGCUAGCGUGACGGGGAAUGUGAAUGCUAGCGUGACGGGGAAUGGGAAUGCUAGCGUGACGGGGAAUGUGAAUGCUAGCGUGACGGGGAAUGGGAAUGCUAGCGUGACGGGGAAUGGGAAUGCUAGCGUGACGGGGAAUGGGAAUGCUAGCGUGACGGGGAAUGGGAAUGCUAGCGUGACGGGGAAUGUGAAUGCUAGCGUGACGGGGAAUGGGAAUGCUAGCGUGACGGGGAAUGGGAAUGCUAGCGUGACGGGGAAUGUGAAUGCUAGCGUGACGGGGAAUGGGAAUGCUAGCGUGACGGGGAAUGUGAAUGCUAGCGUGACGGGGAAUGGGAAUGCUAGCGUGACGGGGAAUGUGAAUGCUAGCGUGACGGGGAAUGGGAAUGCUAGCGUGACGGGGAAUGGGAAUGCUAGCGUGACGGGGAAUGGGAAUGCUAGCGUGACGGGGAAUGGGAAUGCUAGCGUGACGGGGAAUGGGAAUGCUAGCGUGACGGGGAAUGGGAAUGCUAGCGUGACGGGGAAUGGGAAUGCUAGCGUGACGGGGAAUGGGAAUGCUAGCGUGACGGGGAAUGGGAAUGCUAGCGUGACGGGGAAUGUGAAUGCUAGCGUGACGGGGAAUGGGAAUGCUAGCGUGACGGGGAAUGGGAAUGCUAGCGUGACGGGGAAUGGGAAUGCUAGCGUGACGGGGAAUGGGAAUGCUAGCGUGACGGGGAAUGGGAAUGCUAGCGUGACGGGGAAUGUGAAUGCUAGCGUGACGGGGAAUGGGAAUGCUAGCGUGACGGGGAAUGGGAAUGCUAGCGUGACGGGGAAUGUGAAUGCUAGCGUGACGGGGAAUGGGAAUGCUAGCGUGACGGGGAAUGGGAAUGCUAGCGUGACGGGGAAUGGGAAUGCUAGCGUGACGGGGAAUGUGAAUGCUAGCGUGACGGGGAAUGGGAAUGCUAGCGUGACGGGGAAUGUGAAUGCUAGCGUGACGGGGAAUGGGAAUGCUAGCGUGACGGGGAAUGGGAAUGCUAGCGUGACGGGGAAUGGGAAUGCUAGCGUGACGGGGAAUGGGAAUGCUAGCGUGACGGGGAAUGGGAAUGCUAGCGUGACGGGGAAUGGGAAUGCUAGCGUGACGGGGAAUGGGAAUGCUAGCGUGACGGGGAAUGGGAAUGCUAGCGUGACGGGGAAUGGGAAUGCUAGCGUGACGGGGAAUGGGAAUGCUAGCGUGACGGGGAAUGGGAAUGCUAGCGUGACGGGGAAUGGGAAUGCUAGCGUGACGGGGAAUGGGAAUGCUAGCGUGACGGGGAAUGUGAAUGCUAGCGUGACGGGGAAUGGGAAUGCUAGCGUGACGGGGAAUGUGAAUGCUAGCGUGACGGGGAAUGGGAAUGCUAGCGUGACGGGGAAUGGGAAUGCUAGCGUGACGGGGAAUGGGAAUGCUAGCGUGACGGGGAAUGGGAAUGCUAGCGUGACGGGGAAUGGGAAUGCUAGCGUGACGGGGAAUGGGAAUGCUAGCGUGACGGGGAAUGGGAAUGCUAGCGUGACGGGGAAUGGGAAUGCUAGCGUGACGGGGAAUGUGAAUGCUAGCGUGACGGGGAAUGGGAAUGCUAGCGUGACGGGGAAUGUAAAUGCUAGCGUGACGGGGAAUGGGAAUGCUAGCGUGACGGGGAAUGUGAAUGCUAGAGUGACGGGGAAUGGGAAUGCUAGCGUGACGGGGAAUGGGAAUGCUAGCGUGACGGGGAAUGGGAAUGCUAGCGUGACGGGGAAUGUGAAUGCUAGCGUGACGGGGAAUGGGAAUGCUAGCGUGACGGGGAAUGGGAAUGCUAGCGUGACGGGGAAUGGGAAUGCUAGCGUGACGGGGAAUGGGAAUGCUAGCGUGACGGGGAAUGGGAAUGCUAGCGUGACGGGGAAUGGGAAUGCUAGCGUGACGGGGAAUGGGAAUGCUAGCGUGACGGGGAAUGGGAAUGCUAGCGUGACGGGGAAUGGGAAUGCUAGCGUGACGGGGAAUGGGAAUGCUAGCGUGACGGGGAAUGGGAAUGCUAGCGUGACGGGGAAUGUGAAUGCUAGCGUGACGGGGAAUGGGAAUGCUAGCGUGACGGGGAAUGGGAAUGCUAGCGUGACGGGGAAUGGGAAUGCUAGCGUGACGGGGAAUGGGAAUGCUAGCGUGACGGGGAAUGGGAAUGCUAGCGUGACGGGGAAUGUGAAUGCUAGCGUGACGGGGAAUGGGAAUGCUAGCGUGACGGGGAAUGGGAAUGCUAGCGUGACGGGGAAUGGGAAUGCUAGCGUGACGGGGAAUGUGAAUGCUAGCGUGACGGGGAAUGGGAAUGCUAGCGUGACGGGGAAUGGGAAUGCUAGCGUGACGGGGAAUGGGAAUGCUAGCGUGACGGGGAAUGGGAAUGCUAGCGUGACGGGGAAUGGGAAUGCUAGCGUGACGGGGAAUGGGAAUGCUAGCGUGACGGGGAAUGUGAAUGCUAGCGUGACGGGGAAUGGGAAUGCUAGCGUGACGGGGAAUGUGAAUGCUAGCGUGACGGGGAAUGGGAAUGCUAGCGUGACGGGGAAUGUGAAUGCUAGCGUGACGGGGAAUGGGAAUGCUAGCGUGACGGGGAAUGGGAAUGCUAGCGUGACGGGGAAUGGGAAUGCUAGCGUGACGGGGAAUGUGAAUGCUAGCGGGACGGGGAAUGGGAAUGCUAGCGUGACGGGGAAUGGGAAUGCUAGCGUGACGGGGAAUGGGAAUGCUAGCGUGACGGGGAAUGGGAAUGCUAGCGUGACGGGGAAUGGGAAUGCUAGCGUGACGGGGAAUGUGAAUGCUAGCGUGACGGGGAAUGGGAAUGCUAGCGUGACGGGGAAUGUGAAUGCUAGCGUGACGGGGAAUGGGAAUGCUAGCGUGACGGGGAAUGGGAAUGCUAGCGUGACGGGGAAUGGGAAUGCUAGCGUGAAGGGGAAUGGGAAUGCUAGCGUGACGGGGAAUGGGAAUGCUAGCGUGACGGGGAAUGGGAAUGCUAGCGUGACGGGGAAUGUGAAUGCUAGCGUGACGGGGAAUGGGAAUGCUAGCGUGACGGGGAAUGGGAAUGCUAGCGUGACGGGGAAUGGGAAUGCUAGCGUGACGGGGAAUGGGAAUGCUAGCGUGACGGGGAAUGGGAAUGCUAGCGUGACGGGGAAUGGGAAUGCUAGCGUGACGGGGAAUGUGAAUGCUAGCGUGACGGGGAAUGGGAAUGCUAGCGUGACGGGGAAUGUGAAUGCUAGCGUGACGGGGAAUGGGAAUGCUAGCGUGACGGGGAAUGGGAAUGCUAGCGUGACGGGGAAUGUGAAUGCUAGCGUGACGGGGAAUGGGAAUGCUAGCGUGACGGGGAAUGGGAAUGCUAGCGUGACGGGGAAUGUGAAUGCUAGCGUGACGGGGAAUGGGAAUGCUAGCGUGACGGGGAAUGGGAAUGCUAGCGUGACGGGGAAUGGGAAUGCUAGCGUGACGGGGAAUGGGAAUGCUAGCGUGACGGGGAAUGGGAAUGCUAGCGUGACGGGGAAUGGGAAUGCUAGCGUGACGGGGAAUGGGAAUGCUAGCGUGACGGGGAAUGGGAAUGCUAGCGUGACGGGGAAUGUGAAUGCUAGCGUGACGGGGAAUGGGAAUGCUAGCGUGACGGGGAAUGUGAAUGCUAGCGUGACGGGGAAUGGGAAUGCUAGCGUGACGGGGAAUGUGAAUGCUAGCGUGACGGGGAAUGGGAAUGCUAGCGUGACGGGGAAUGGGAAUGCUAGCGUGACGGGGAAUGGGAAUGCUAGCGUGACGGGGAAUGGGAAUGCUAGCGUGACGGGGAAUGUGAAUGCUAGCGUGACGGGGAAUGGGAAUGCUAGCGUGACGGGGAAUGUGAAUGCUAGCGUGACGGGGAAUGGGAAUGCUAGCGUGACGGGGAAUGGGAAUGCUAGCGUGACGGGGAAUGUGAAUGCUAGCGUGACGGGGAAUGGGAAUGCUAGCGUGACGGGGAAUGUGAAUGCUAGCGUGACGGGGAAUGGGAAUGCUAGCGUGACGGGGAAUCGUGACGGGGAAUGGAAUGCUAGCGUGACGGGGAAUGGGAAUGCUAGCGUGACGGGGAAUGUGAAUGCUAGCGUGACGGGGAAUGGGAAUGCUAGCGUGACGGGGAAUGUGAAUGCUAGCGUGACGGGGAAUGGGAAUGCUAGCGUGACGGGGAAUGGGAAUGCUAGCGUGACGGGGAAUGUGAAUGCUAGCGUGACGGGGAAUGGGAAUGCUAGCGUGACGGGGAAUGGGAAUGCUAGCGUGACGGGGAAUGGGAAUGCUAGCGUGACGGGGAAUGGGAAUGCUAGCGUGACGGGGAAUGGGAAUGCUAGCGUGACGGGGAAUGGGAAUGCUAGCGUGACGGGGAUUGUGAAUGCUAGCGUGACGGGGAAUGGGAAUGCUAGCGUGACGGGGAAUGGGAAUGCUAGCGUGACGGGGAAUGGGAAUGCUAGCGUGACGGGGAAUGUGAAUGCUAGCGUGACGGGGAAUGGGAAUGCUAGCGUGACGGGGAAUGUGAAUGCUAGCGUGACGGGGAAUGUGAAUGCUAGCGUGACGGGGAAUGUGAAUGCUAGCGUGACGGGGAAUGUGAAUGCUAGCGUGACGGGGAAUGGGAAUGCUAGCGUGACGGGGAAUGGGAAUGCUAGCGUGACGGGGAAUGGGAAUGCUAGCGUGACGGGGAAUGUGAAUGCUAGCGUGACGGGGAAUGUGAAUGCUAGCGUGACGGGGAAUGUGAAUGCUAGCGUGACGGGGAAUGUGAAUGCUAGCGUGACGGGGAAUGGGAAUGCUAGCGUGACGGGGAAUGGGAAUGCUAGCGUGACGGGGAAUGGGAAUGCUAGCGUGACGGGGAAUGGGAAUGCUAGCGUGACGGGGAAUGGGAAUGCUAGCGUGACGAAAGGGAGUGAUCUUGGCUGGGAUGGGGAGUGCUCCCGACGGGGAAGGCGAGUGCUUGCGUCGGGGAAGGGGAGUGCGCGCGUCGGGGAAGGGGAGUGCGCGCGUCGGGGAAGGGGGGAGCGCGCGUCAGGGAAGGGGAGUGCGCGAGAGGGGGAAGGGGAGUGCGCUUGUCGCGGAAGGGGAGUGCGCGCGUCGGGGAAGGGGAGUGCGCGCGUCAGGGAAGGGGAGUGCGCGAGAGGGGGAAGGGGAGGGCGCGCGUCGCGGAAGGGGAGUGCGCGCGUCGGGGAAGGGGAGUGCGCGCGUCGGGGGGGGGGGGGGUGA
Closterium sp. Naga37s-1 is the source of this 23580-nucleotide messenger RNA. NCBI's taxonomy places the organism in Eukaryota, Viridiplantae, Streptophyta, Zygnematophyceae, Desmidiales, Closteriaceae. The record is from the annotation of a GenBank genome assembly.